This is a messenger RNA of Blastomyces dermatitidis ER-3, 615 nucleotides long. RefSeq lists its product as uncharacterized. Lineage: Eukaryota; Fungi; Ascomycota; Eurotiomycetes; Onygenales; Ajellomycetaceae. Bases 1 to 615 code for a protein of 204 amino acids. The transcript has a single exon. The record is from RefSeq and is a predicted model, not a curated record.
AUGGAAGCUCAUACAACUAGGGGAACUGUGCAGAUGGAAAUGAUAUAUCCUACGGCUUGCAAAACCAUUCAACAAAGAAGCUCUGUUUGUCAAUUAACUCCACCUCCCCCCAAUGAUUGUUGUUUGGCUGUCGAUCCGUGCCUAAAACGCGAACAUCUAUUUCCGACACAGAAUGGCGGUUUCGAGAAACAAGGGCGUCGUGUUGGCAAAGAAAAAAGAGACGGCUACUACUCAUUGAGUACUCUGUACGGAGUACGGCGGGAGGAAUUGCAUGCAGGAGACGACGGCUCCAAUAAUGUCCACUGUUGGUCAGGGCGAACGGUCGGCAAGGCAAGACAGAAUCAUUCCUCUAUGUAUGUACAGUACAUGUUGGCUCCUUACUGGCCUUGCAGUAUGGGAAUGAAGUCAAUGCUCCAGACCCCUGUUCAUUGGGGCUUGGAAACAUCGACGAAAAGGAUCGGCCAGAUGCAGGAAAUCACAUCUUAUUGGGCAGAUCACAUCACAUUUCCCAGUGAAGAUGCGGUCCAGGGACGAGUGAUAUCUCAAAGCACAGGCUUUAGCUUGAAAUUCGGGUUGAGUUGGCCGCGAACACACCCUCUGGAAUUAUUUGACUAA